AUUGACUUUUGUCAUGUUGGAAGUGGCAAAAUCUUUCCUAAAGUUUUGUUCAUGAUUCUCGUUGUUUAAUCCAUAUUAUAUUAAUUUUACGAUGAUUAGUUAAUUAAAAUGGUUCUGUGUGGCUACCUUUGACAUUGUGAAAGUGUUAUUUGUUAGAUAUAGGCUCACUGGAUAGGUUAAAUUGAUGAUACAGCCACUAUGUCUCCGAAUAGAUGUGAUGGUUUGCUGGCGAGGGUUGAUUUUCCGCUCUAUACGCUACAAACACUCACAAAUCGACACGUAAUAGUUGCGGGUGGUGGCGGAGCUGCUGCAACAGGCGUCGCUAAUGGAUUUGAAAUAUUUGAAUUAUCACACAAUGGCACGAGAUUUAUUGCCGAAGAGGUGAUGAGGCAUGAAACUGGACCAAAUGUAGUCAUGAACUGUUCUGUGAGGAGCAACCAGAACAAGACAUACUUGACAGCGGGUCAGGAGAGCCACUGUCAACUGUACAAAGUGAAUAUACGAAUGGUAGAUGCAGCAGAGAUGCGCCGCGGCAGCUUCAGAGCGGAGAACGGGCUCGUGAGGAGGAGGCGCCGCACUGUAUCAGAGAAUGAUAAUAUAUCUAAGAAAGACAGCAAUAGUAACACCACGGAGAAAAGAAUAUCAUUUGAAAUAAGGCCUAGCGACAGUGUGCAAACAGAUUUCAGUAACGACCCCCUGCAGCGGGUGGUGCGCAUCAGCCACAACGGCAAGCUAAUGGCGACGGGCGGCAUCGACGGCAAGGUGCGCGUCUGGAGCUUCCCCAAGAUGGAACUACUCUACGAGCUCGAUGGACACACUAAAGAGAUCGACGACCUCGACUACAGUCCGUGCGACAGCUCCCUGGUGAGCAUCGCCAAGGACGGGCUGGCGCUGGUGUGGGCGGCGGGGGGCAGGGCGCCGCCGCGACUGCGCAUCGUGUGCACGCCGCCCAACGGGAACAAGUACCUGUUCCGACGGUGUCGGUUCGGUCUAAUAGAGGAGCAGAAGGACUCGUUCCGCAUGUUCACGAUAGCCAACCCGCUGUCCCGGUCGGGGCGGCAGCGCGGCCUGCUGCAGAGCUGGGCGGGCGCGGACGGGGCCCCGCUGCGGGCCGCGCUCGCGCAGGAGUCGCUGUCCGCGCUGGCCGUGCGGGACGACGGACGCUUCGUCGGCGUCGGGACCAUGUUCAGUGGAUCCGUCGAUAUUUAUAUCGCAUUUAGUUUACAGCGCGUCCUGCACGUCCAGAACGCUCACCGCAUGUUCGUGACGGGGCUGGAGUUCCUGCCGGUGCGCGGCUACGGUCCCGCCAUCACGAGCCGCUCCGAGGCCGCGCUGCUCUCCAUCUCCGUGGACAACUGUCUCUGCGUGCACUCGCUGCCGCAUCGGAGUACUGUACCUGCCUGGGUUGCCAUCCUACUUAUAAUCUUCGUCCUAUUCUGUACCUUCACUCUAUGUUCUUACAUGGGCAUUUAACGGUAUAUAAAUAUUUAUUGUAAACUUAAAAUAUAUAAAAACUAUUUCAAUGUAAGUAUUUUGGGGUUAUGUUUAGUGUAAUUUUAUUGUAAUAGGCAAUUAUGAAUAUUACGCUCAUAUACAUAUUAUGUAUGUAUAAAUAGGAAUAAUUGAAUUAAAUGAGGUGCAAUGUUGCAAUACCUGUGGAUUUUAUUUUGCAUGAUACCUCAAUUUCAUGUAGUUUCCAAGAUGGAAGAGCUAAAAUUAUUAAUCUAA
Trichoplusia ni (cabbage looper) is the source of this 1728-nucleotide messenger RNA. RefSeq names its product prolactin regulatory element-binding protein. Gene Ontology annotation, cellular component: endoplasmic reticulum membrane. The transcript is spliced from 7 exons. Gene Ontology annotation, biological process: protein secretion. Gene Ontology annotation, molecular function: protein binding; GTPase activator activity; guanyl-nucleotide exchange factor activity. The record is from RefSeq and is a predicted model, not a curated record. The coding region runs from base 199 to 1473 and encodes 424 amino acids. Lineage: Eukaryota; Metazoa; Arthropoda; Insecta; Lepidoptera; Noctuidae.